Molecule: messenger RNA, 744 nt
Organism: Geodia barretti
Lineage: Eukaryota; Metazoa; Porifera; Demospongiae; Tetractinellida; Geodiidae
Source: the annotation of a GenBank genome assembly
CGGGCAUCAUUAUUCGUCACCUGCAUCAUCGACCAACUGUUUCCUGAGGUGGGCGCCAGUGUGGUGCGAGUAUUACGUCGGCACGGUAUCGGCGUAGAUUUCCCGCCCGGGCAGACCUGCUGCGGCCAACCCCUGUAUAACGCAGGUUUCGCUGAAGAAGCGAAAAAACUGGCGGUUCGCGUUCUGGACUCGUUUGCAGAUUGCGAGUUUGUAGUGGUGCCAUCAGGGUCGUGCGGCGCGAUGAUGCGCGUUUUCUACUUGGACCUGUUCGCCGAUGACCCGGAUUUGCUCCGUCGUGCCGAAGCAAUGUCGAAAAAGGUCUACGAAUUCACUGAAUUCCUGGUCGACGUGCAAGGAACGCAGGGAAUUAUUACUCCGCCCGGCGCCGAAACGUGCAAUGUGGCGUAUCACCCAUCGUGCCAUCUGCUGCGGGAGAUGCAAGUAGGCAACGCACCGACAGCUCUGCUCGAAUCCCUGGAACACACGUCGAUGGUGGAGUUGCCCAACGCUGAACAGUGCUGCGGAUUCGGUGGCGCGUUCGCCGUGAAGUAUCCCCACAUUUCCGAGGCGAUGCUGGACGACAAGGUCUCAGCCAUCGUUGAAAGCGGCGCCGACACGAUUACGGCCUGCGACAUGGGUUGUUUAAUGCACAUUGGUGGUGCGAUCAGCCGACGUCAGUUGCCGGUCAGGGUUCGCCACAUUGCUCAAAUGCUUGACACGGGAGUGCAACCGAACGAUGGCUGA